Closterium sp. NIES-65 is the source of this 3765-nucleotide messenger RNA. Lineage: Eukaryota; Viridiplantae; Streptophyta; Zygnematophyceae; Desmidiales; Closteriaceae. The record is from the annotation of a GenBank genome assembly.
AUGGAACGUGCUAACAACGAAGCGGUGGUGCAGGGUAGGGUAAGUGUUUGUCUUCCCGUGCACGUUGAGCCUAUAAGAGGUGCAUAUAACGAAGGCCACGUGGCAGGGCUGGAGAGCAAGGGAAUAGAGGCAAGAAGAGUAGGAGGGUCGAAUGAAGGAGAUGAGCAAAUGGGGGAGAGAGGGACUGAGGAAGGGAGUGAGAAAGGGAGUGUGAGCAGGGAAGAGGGGGCAGGGGGAGAAGCAGGGGAAGGGAGGCAUAUAACAGAGGAGGGGAGGGAGCAGAGAGGAGAUGGUGUAACAGGCAUGGUAGCAGCGGGCACAGUGGUCGGUACGGAGACAGCUACGGUGGCAGGUACGGUGGCAGGUACGGUGGCAGGUACGGUGGCAGGGGCGGUGGGAGGCACAGUUACAUACCCAGUGACAGGAAUGGUAGCAGCAGGCACAGUAGCUGAAGGCACACCGGCAGGUGCAGGGGUAAGAAGAGCGGGGCAGGUGAGAGUCGAGGAGGGGAUGAGACGGCCGGAAUGGGUGGGUGAACGAGAAGGGCUGAGGAGGAAGAGAGGGGGAGCAGCAAAAACAGCUGUGACAGGUAGAGUUGCUGCUGUUGGUGGUGGUGGUGGUGCUGCUUUUACUAUCAUUCCGAGAUCAGCUUUCUCAAAAUCUGCUUCCUCCAAAUCGGGCCGUUUCAAAUCGGCUGGUUCAAAAGCAGCAGCAGCAGCAGCGGUUAUGUCUAAAACGGGGAUAUCAGGGGCAGAGAAGCGGGAGCAUAGGAGAACGAGCAAGGCAGAGAGGAGAGCAGCCAGGGAAGCAGCAGCCAACGCAUCAGCACCCACCCGAGCCGAGAUAAUCGAAGUGGGAAAAGCAGGAAUGGCGGUUAAAGACCUAGCGGGUCUUCUAGCGGUCGGCGAGGGGGAUAUAGUGUGCGCACUGUUCAUGAAGGGCGUUAUAACGAACGUGAAUCAGGUUCUUAACGAGGAUAUGGUGGCGGUGGUGUGCGGGGAGUAUGGGGUGGAGGUGCUGGGACCUCAGGAGGGCGGCGUGGAGGAAAGUGCGAGGAAGGUUCGUGAGUUUGUGGGGGAGGAGGAUCGGGAGCAUCUGGUGCCGCGUCCGCCGGUUGUGACUGUGAUGGGACACGUGGACCAUGGCAAGACGUCACUACUAGACUACAUUCGCCACACCAAGGUGGCAGCAGGGGAGGCAGGCGGGAUCACUCAGGCCAUCGGCGCUUACCGCGUGCACGUGCCCUUUGCUGCUCUUGCUGCUGCUGAUAGCAAUUGUGCUGAGGGCGACGGUGUUGUUGGUGAUGCUGAUGCUGCUGCUGCUGCUGAUGCUGCUGAUGCUUCUGCUGCUGCAGCUGAGAGGGCUGCUGCUGAGACUUGUGUUUUUCUUGACACUCCGGGGCAUGAGGCAUUCAGUGCAAUGAGAGCAAGGGGAGCGAGGGUGAUGGACAUAGCAGUGGUGGUGGUACGAUGGGGUCAUGCCAUUCAGACCACAAAGACCAUCUCACACGCCCACACCCCUCCCUCUCUCCCCCCCCUCCCUUUCUCCCCCCUCCCCCACACUCUUCCGUUGCCCGUGCAGGCAUUCAGUGCCAUGCGCGCCCGGGGUGCACGUGUGACAGACAUAGCAGUGGUGGUGGUGGCAGCAGACGAUGGGGUCAUGCCCCAGACCACAGAAGCCAUAGCCCAUGCGCGCGCUGCCAACGUGCCCAUGCUUAUCGCAAUCAAUAAGAUUGAUCGGGAGGGAGCGAGUGUGGAGAGGGUGAAGCAGCAGCUGGGGCAAGCAGGGGUGUUGCCAGAGGAAUGGGGAGGGGACACACCUAUGGUGCCGGUGAGUGCCAAGACAGGAGAGGGCGUGGAUCAGCUGCUAGAGACGAUCAUGCUGCUGGCCGAGAUUCAGGAGCUGCGUGCGAACCCGAAUAGGCCGGCAGUGGGGACGGUGAUAGAGGCACGGCUGGACCGGCACAGAGGGCCCGUGGCAACGCUGCUGGUGCAGAACGGAACAUUGAAGCUGGGAGAUGUGGUGCUUUGCGGGGAGGCAUAUGGGAAGACUCUGCAGGUGGAGGGUCUAUCCCGAGUGCAGAUCGACGACACGGGAAAGAAGACUAAAGAAGCAGCCCCAUCCACAGCAGUGCAAGUGGAGGGGCUCUCUUGUGUACUGGUGGCUGGCUGGGGACGAGUUCGAGCCCUGGUGAGUGACUGUGGGACCAAGGCUAAAGAAGCACCCCCAUCCAUGGCAGUACAAGUGGAGGGGCUGUCCCGUGUGCCGGUGGCAGGGGACCAGUUCCACGUGCUCCCGUGCAUUGAUGCAGCCGAGGAAAUUGCAUACCUAUCCCCUCCCCUCCCUCUCUUCCAGAUUCGAGCGCUGGUGCGCGACAGUGGGAGCAGAAGACUUUUGAGUCGACUCAAAAGUCAACUCGUCAGUGGGAGCAGAAGACUUUUGAGUCGACUCAAAAGUCUCUUCGAGCGCUGCCAGGGGAAGUUCAUGCCUGCCUAUCACCCUCCCCCUCUCCCUCUCCUGCAGGUUAGAGCCCUGGUGAACGACAGGGGAAGCAAGUCCAAGGAAGCAGGGCCGUUAGCAGCAGUGCAGGUGGAAGGACUCUCCCGCGUUCCCGUGGCAGGGGACCAGUUUCAUGGAACAGCAGCACCCCCAUCCACUGCAGUGCAAGUGGAGGGACUCUCCCGUGUUCCAGUGGCAGGGGACGAGUUUCAUGUGCUGCCGUGCAUCGAUGCAGCCAGUAUUGUUCAUGCGCACCUCCCGCUCUCCCCCACUCCACCCAACUCCUCCCCUCUCCUCCAGGUACGAGCCUUGGUAGAUGACAAAGGGAAGAAGACUAAGGCAGCAGGGCCAUCUAUGGCAGUGCAGGUGGAGGGGCUCUCCCGUGUUCCAGUGGCAGGGGAUGAGUUUCACGUGCUGCUGUGCAUUGAUGCAGCCAGGGCCAUGGCUGAGGAAGCUGCUGAAAAAUCGCGAACGGCUCGGCUGGCAGCAAUGCAGGGAGAGGCAAAAGGGUCAGUGGAGGCGAUCAGAGAGGCGUUGGGGAGUCUGCCUCAGGACACCGUGUCACUGCGCUUCCUGCUGCAGGCCCCUGGUGACGUGUCAAGCAGUGACGUUGACCUGGCAGCGUCCAGCUCAGCAGUUGUGCUGGCAUUCAAUGUGGCCGUGUCGCCAGCUGUCGCAGCAGCGGCAGAGAUGAGAGGAGUGCGAGUGAGGCAGCACCGGGUGAUUUACGAUGUGGUGGAGGAGGUUCGGGCGAUCAUGGAGGGGCUGCUUCACACUGUAGAGGAGACUUCGUUCCUCGGCCGGGCAGAAGUGCGGGCAGUUUUCGGCACGGGCAGCAUGCGGGUGGCAGGAGUUAUGGUUACCGAGGGGCGGCUGCAAAAAGGAUGCAGCGUAGUGGUGAGGCGUGGAGGUGGGAAGAAUGGGGUUGCUAUGGCAAUGGUGACUGAACAAGAGAAAGGCAAGAGCAUGAACGGCAAGAGGGCGAAGGCGGGCGAAGGCUUGGGUUCAAGGCAGCAGCACUUGGAGGGUCGCUGGGUGCAUUCAGGGCAGGUGACGUCUCUUCGGCGGGUGAAGGAGCAUGUGGGGGAGGUGAUAUCUGGGCUGGAGUGCGGCGUGGGUGUGGAGGGCUUUAACGGGUGGCAGCAAGGUGACUAUAUCGAAGCCUAUGAGGUGACGCACAGGGCUCGGACGCUGGAGGAUGCAUCCAAAGAAAUCGCACGAGUUGUGGAAGGCAAAAGAGGGACUCUGGGAAUAGAUUUGUCCUAG